Amphimedon queenslandica is the source of this 1526-nucleotide messenger RNA. Its product is annotated as magnesium transporter NIPA2-like. Gene Ontology annotation, molecular function: magnesium ion transmembrane transporter activity. The coding region runs from base 128 to 1396 and encodes 422 amino acids. The record is from RefSeq and is a predicted model, not a curated record. Gene Ontology annotation, cellular component: membrane. The transcript is spliced from 6 exons. Gene Ontology annotation, biological process: magnesium ion transport. NCBI's taxonomy places the organism in Eukaryota, Metazoa, Porifera, Demospongiae, Haplosclerida, Niphatidae.
AAAAUGUUUUGACCACGCCCAUAAAAUAACGUCAUACAAAUAUGGCUCAUAGUUUUUAGGUAGUUUCGGUUUCCUGGUAAAUUCUCCUUUUAUUCGUUUUUAUCACAAUCACUCGCUCCUCAGAACAAUGCCUCUACCUAUUGGUGACUCUCCCUCGCUCUCAGACUCUCUCAAAACCACAGAAACUACAAUUGGUACUGACUCCAUCACCACUCAUAAUAUCAGUAGUCUGCUGCCAUGUACGCCAGCACCAGUUGAGAUCAGUCAUGACUUCAUUGUCGGUUUGAUUCUGGCGAUGAGUUCCUCUAUCUUCAUCGGCUCCAGUUUCAUUUUAAAGAAGAAAGGAUUGCUAAGAAUAUCUCGAAAUUCCCGAAAUAGAGCAGGCGAAGGUGGGUAUGCAUAUCUUAAAGAAUGGAUGUGGUGGGCUGGUCUUAUUUUAAUGGCUGUUGGAGAAGCUGCCAAUUUUACAGCCUACGGCUUUGCUCCUGCAAUACUAGUCACACCUCUAGGGGCACUCAGCGUAUUAGUAAGUGCUGUUCUCUCGUCUCAGCUACUUAAUGAGCAUCUUAAUAUUCAUGGUAAGAUUGGUUGUGUCCUCUCGAUAUUAGGAUCAACUAUCAUCAUCAUCCACGCACCAGAGGAGAAUAUUCUUGAUGACCUCCUGGCUAUUGGACGUAACAUGACUAGCAUUGGUUUUGCUACAUACUCAAUCCUUGCAGUGUCCCUAUCAGUGUACCUCAUAUACUGGGUCGCACCUGUUCACGGGCAAUCAAACAUUCUAGUAUAUCUUGGGAUAUGCUCAGUCAUUGGCUCCCUGACAGUAGUGGGCUGUAAAGGUCUUAGUAUUGCCAUCAAGUUAACACUGACGGGCCAUUCUCAGCUCUACAGUCCACUAGCUUGGUUCUUUUUAAUUGCUGUCGUUGUCUGUAUAACAGUACAGAUGAACUACUUGAAUAAGAGCUUGGAUAUUUUUAACACGUCCUUGGUAACUCCGAUAUACUAUGUGAUGUUUACGACUUUAACGAUUAUAUCAUCGGCCAUUUUAUUUAAGGAAUGGGAGCAGCUUACGACGAAGAAUAUCGUUGGGUCGUUGUGUGGGUUUGCUACUAUAGUCUGUGGCGUGUUUCUCUUGCAUGCGUUCAAGGAUAUCAAUGUCACUCUUAACGAUCUCAUUUCGUUGACGAGUGGGCGGAGUCAGCUUAGUCAAGAGGGCAGGGUCGAUUCUCCUCGAGGUGACGUUACUAUAAUACUGGAGGAUAGGGUAUCUCAGACUCAGGUUUGGAGGAAUAGGAAUGAGACUGAGGAGAGAGAGGAGGAAGAGUCUUCAAGUGAAGAGGAAAUGAGGGAAGAGGAUAUGAGCAGAGAGAAGUUUAUAAACAGAACUAGCAAUCAGUAAUGAUGAACCUCCAUCUGUUUUAUAUCUCACACACACACACAGUGUCAUUUUAUUAUGUCCAUGUUGUUAUUAUUAUUAUUAAUUAUUAAUUCAAAAAUAAAGAGAAAGAUGUUUCUUUUCAAUCAAUGUA